Hirundo rustica (Barn swallow) is the source of this 6530-nucleotide messenger RNA. It is a transcript of the gene TIE1, whose product is annotated as tyrosine kinase with immunoglobulin like and EGF like domains 1. The record is from RefSeq and is a predicted model, not a curated record. Bases 527 to 3901 code for a protein of 1124 amino acids. Lineage: Eukaryota; Metazoa; Chordata; Aves; Passeriformes; Hirundinidae. Gene Ontology annotation, molecular function: transmembrane receptor protein tyrosine kinase activity; protein binding; ATP binding. The transcript has 25 exons. Gene Ontology annotation, cellular component: signaling receptor complex. Gene Ontology annotation, biological process: protein phosphorylation; positive regulation of kinase activity; cell surface receptor protein tyrosine kinase signaling pathway.
CUUCCCACUGCCGUUAGCCACGGGGCUGCGCCGAGGGGAUGGGGAUGCCGCCGCCCGGGCGGGCUGGGGCUUGAGGCGCCCUGAACAUCGGGCAAAAAGCAGGGUUGGCACACCUGCCUGGGCUAGGGGCUCAGCAUGGCUCAGGGAACCCUGAGCAUGCAGCUCUAGCCCUGGAGGGGUGGGCGGGUGCCUUUUCCUGGAAGAGCUGCCACCAGGCAGGGGUCCCCAGUGGCCCCUUGGCCAGCAAGCCCUGCUCCUGAGCAGCGGGCUGGCCACGGAGCCAGCAGAAACGGGGGCAUCUCUCUGUCCGUGCCCAGGCUAUGCACCACAGGAGGUGGUCCCAGCUGCCCUGGAAGUCAAGCAACAGCAUGGAGAAGAGAUCGGGGGCACGGGCAGGGAGCAGCGGUCCUGAGCUGCCGCUCACGUGGAGCUCCUAGGCAGCCACAGCCUCCGGCUCUGACCCCCGUAGCCAGGAAAUGCUGGGGAUUUUCUGACCUCUGCCAGAUUUGGAACAAGCUCCAAGGACAUGGGAUUCCAGGUUUAUCUUCUGCUUCUCUUCCCACAUCUGGCAGGGGCCAUCCUGGACAUCACCCUGAUCGCCAACGUGCAGAGCCUGUCCCACUCCGACUUCUUCCUCUCCUGUGUCGUGGGGGAUCACGACGUGAGAUACCUGCAGAUCGAGCGGGAGAACAAGAUCGUGAUGACACAUCCCAGAAUGGGCUUCCAAAACUACCGCAACCGCAGCAACCAAGUCCAGGCCAGGGGCUUCUCCAAGGCUGACCUGGUGGGGAUCCUCUACUGCCUGGGGCGCACCCCGAGCGAGCAGGCCCAGGUGGUCUAUGUGCACAACAGCCACAAUGCCCACCUCUUCCCGGUGAAGGCCACACAGUCUGUGAAUGUUGCUGAAGCGGCCACCUUCUCUGCCAGGAUCCUCAAGAGGAAGGAGACAGAUGUUAUGUGGAAAAGAAAUGGCACCUACUACCAGACCACAGAUCGGGGUGAGGUGCAGGAUGACCACGUUGUCCUGACACUCCCCAAUGUCAGUGUCAGCGAAAACGGCGUCUACAGUGCCACGUUCAUGGGGGACAGCCCUCUGUGGAGCGCCUUCUACCGCCUCAUUGUGAGAGCCUGCCCUGCUAAGAAAUGGGGACCAUCCUGUGAGAAGGACUGUCCCGACUGUCUGAACGGCGGCAUCUGCCACGACCACGUUGGCGAAUGCAUCUGCCCUCCAGGGUUCAUGGGCACCCGCUGUGAGAGAGCCUGCCGGGAAGGCCAGUUUGGCCGCAACUGCCAGGAGACGUGCCAGAGAGCCCAGGGCUGCCGGGGGCUGAGCUUCUGCCUGCUCGACCCCUAUGGCUGCUCCUGCGCCUCGGGCUGGAGUGGCUCCCGCUGCGACCAAGCCUGUCCCUCAGGAUUCUACGGCCCUGACUGUGCCCUGGAGUGCACCUGCCAGAACGGAGGCAGCUGUAACCGCUUCAGUGGCUGUGUCUGCCCUGCAGGCUGGCAUGGGCAGCACUGUGAGAAGUCAGACCGGUUCCCCCAGAUCAUCCAACUGGCCUCGGAGCUGGAGUUCAACCUGGGCUCGGAGCCCAUCAUCAGCUGCGUGGCCAUUGGCAACCCACUGCCCACCAGGGACAGCGUGGAGCUGCGCAAGGCUGACGGCACGGUGCUCAAGGUCAUCAAAACCAUCAUCGAGCCGAAGCAGAUCACCUGUGAGUUUGAGGUGCGGCACCUUUCGAAGGCGGACACGGGGCUCUGGGAGUGCCGGGUCUCCACGACCGGGGGCCAGGACAGCCGGAAAGUCAAGGUCAAUAUCCGAGUGCCACCGGUGCCCUUGAGCGCCCCCCGGCUGUUGGCCAAGCAGAGUCGCCAGCUCGUGGUGUCACCUGUGGACAGCUUCUCUGGUGACGGACCCAUCACCUCCAUCAAGCUCUUCUACAAGCCCAAGGAUGACAAUUCAGCAUGGUCAUCCAUUGUGGUGGACAACAGCGAGAACAUCACCCUCAUGAACCUCCGGCCAGUGACCGCCUACAUCGUCAAGGUGCAGCUGAGCCGGCCAGGGGCUGGUGGGGAGGGCAGCAAGGGUCCCGAAGCCAUCAUGGUAACUGACUGCCUUGAGCCCACAGUCAAGCCUGUGAUUGAAGGCUGGUCCAUAGAAGAAAAAAACAUGCUUCAUGUCAACUGGAAGUUGCCAAGCAACCAUGAGCCAGCACACGGGUUCAUUGUCCACCUCUUCGACUCUGCAAGGCGCUUGGUGUCUGAGAGAAACAUCACGUCCAUCUCUGUGCUCUCUGCCCGCAUCGGGGACUUGGAGUUUAACAAGGAGUACAGGCUGGAGGUGCUGGUGUACCACUGCACCAGCCUGGGGCCGCCCUCUGACCCCUAUAAGGUCAUGAUCAACAGCAAAGGGCCCUCCUCCCCACAGUUGCUCUUGGCAGAGCCCGUGUCUGACACCGCCGUCAGGCUCUCCUGGCAGGUGCCCGAGUACCCCAACGGGGGCAUCACCAAGUACAUUGUGGAGCUGCAGCAGGUGGGGGGCACCAGUGAACCCCAGUGGAUUGACACCGACAGCGGCGCCGAGACCACCAAGAUUGUGGGGGGCCUCAAUGCCAGCACCAGCUACCAGUUUCGUGUCCGUGCCAACUCCCAUGUUCCAGGGGAAUGGAGCCAGCCCGUGAAAGCCAAGACCCUUGGGGAUGGAGCGCUGAGCGUGCCGCCCAGCCUGGGCAGCCAGAGCACUGAGCAGGCGGGAACAGACCAGCAGCUGCUCUUGGCCAUUGUUGGCUCUGUGUCCGUCACUUGCUUCACCAUCCUCUUUGCUCUCCUGGCACUUUUCCUCAUCAAGAAGAAUUUUUUCCACCGGCGCCGCACCUUUACGUACCAGUCUGGCUCGGGGGAAGAGACCAUCCUACAGUUCAACUCAGGGACCCUGACCCUGACACGCCGGCCCAAGCCGCAGCCUGAGCCCCUCAGCUACCCCAUCCUGGAGUGGGAAGACAUCAAGUUUGAGGACAUGAUCGGGGAGGGCAACUUCGGGCAGGUAAUCAGGGCCAUGAUCAAAAAGGACGGCCUGAAAAUGAAUGCAGCCAUCAAGAUGCUGAAAGAGUUUGCUUCAGAGAAUGACCAUCGGGACUUUGCCGGGGAGCUGGAGGUGCUGUGCAAAUUGGGCCAUCACCCCAACAUCAUCAACUUGCUGGGUGCCUGUGAGAACAAGGGCUACCUGUACAUCGCCAUUGAGUAUGCUCCAUAUGGAAACCUCCUUGACUUCCUCCGCAAAAGCCGAGUCUUGGAGACAGACCCAGCCUUUGCCAAGGAGCAUGGCACUGCCUCCACCCUCACAUCCCAGCAGCUCCUCCAGUUUGCUUCAGAUGUGGCCAAGGGGAUGCAGUACCUGAGUGAGAAGCAGUUCAUUCACAGGGACCUGGCAGCAAGAAACAUUUUGGUGGGAGAAAACCUGGCCUCCAAAAUUGCUGACUUUGGCCUGUCCAGAGGGGAGGAGGUCUAUGUGAAGAAGACAAUGGGCCGUUUGCCAGUUCGCUGGAUGGCCAUCGAGUCCCUCAACUACAGCGUGUACACCACCAAGAGCGAUGUGUGGUCAUUCGGUGUCCUGCUCUGGGAGAUUGUCAGCUUGGGGGGGACACCGUACUGCGGGAUGACGUGCGCCGAGCUCUACGAGAAGCUGCCCCAGGGAUACCGCAUGGAGAAGCCACGCAACUGUGAUGACGAGGUGUACGAGCUGAUGCGGCAGUGCUGGCGCGACCGCCCCUACGAGCGCCCUCCCUUCGCCCAGAUCUCCAUGCAGCUCAUCCGCAUGCUGGAGGCCAGGAAGGCCUACGUGAACAUGGCUCUGUUCGAGAACUUCACCUACGCGGGGAUUGAUGCCACCGCCGAGGAGGCAUGAACCUGGCACCGCUCUGAGGGACAACACUGGCCCCAACCUGCUGGAACGGUGCUGUGGGGACAGUGGGCUGCCUGUCCCGCUCCAGGGCCAAGCAGCCAAAUGGCAGUGCCCCUUCCCAAGAGCCUUCCCUGCAGCAGGACCGUGCCAUCCCCUCCCUGGCAUGGUGCCAGCCACUAACAGCCCUACACUGCUGGGGACACGCUGUGAUGGCCCCAAGGACAAGCAGCAGCAGCAGCAGGGCGCUGGCAGCAGAGCAGGCAGGAGAAGGCCUUCCUCAGAAGCCGGGGUACUGCCUAAGCCCAUGGACACAAAUGCUCAAGCUUUGGGGCGAGAGGAGGAAGCAGCAGCACAGCAGCUGCCUGCCCUGCAGCUCUCAGCAUGCCCUGGGCCUCAAGUGGUGCCAGGGGUUGUGAGCAGCACUGCUGGCAUGGGAUGGGGCCACCCCAGCAGGUGCAAAGGGACAGUGUUGGCUGUGCACAGCCUCCAGCUCUGCAGUGACCCUUCAGAGAUGUCAGCUCUGCCUUAUGGACAAUAAAGAUCAUGCAACAGCCAGGUCCAGAGGAGUGUUGCUGGGGACCCAGCUCUGCCCAGCUGACAGCACUGGGGAACAGGAUGUGGGGGCUCAGUGAUCUGCUGCUGUGCUGGGCACUCCUCAGGCUCCUGUUCCCACUGGGGUCCUCUGAUAAUCCCCAGGAAUGUCCUAGCAUUUCCAGACUAGCCCCAGGUCUCAUCAUGCCAGGGAGAUGGAUUUCCUUAGGAUCCAACUGGGAUCUUUCCCCACACACACAGUUUAAGACUUGGUCUUGUCCCCAAAGGGAUAUGGAGAACAGACUAUGUCCUUCCUUUGCACAGCUGCCUCUUGCAUGCUUGAAAAUCGUUCCUGCAGCUUCCCCUCAGCUGGCUGCUCUUUAAAGGGAUGGCCCUGCUCCUCCAGCUGGGUCCUGUGGAGCUGUGCAACUCCACACUCUUCCCAUCCUGGCCAGCUGGCACCUCCCAGCACUGUGCCAAGCCAUCAGGUAACUUCCCACAUCUGGCAAAGUGACGGCUGUUCGACCAGCCUGCUUGAACCUGUGCUGCCAGGGUGAUCCUCACGUGUCCAUCCCUCGAGGAGCUCCUGUCCCAGGCUUUGGUCCCUCACCUGCACUGCUCUGUUUGUUACCCCAAGAGUGGUUGGGCUUCACCUCUGCUGGCUUCAGCUUGUCAGCCCUGAACAUGCCAUCCAACUGUCUGUCUAUCCAUCUUCUGCAGUCCCACGAGAAGCAAAACUGGCUCCUGCAGAACCUGGUAUCCCUGCUGGAGACAGGUGCAUUUGCACUGUCCUCUUGGGCAAGAGUCUUUUAUCCCCAGAAGGUCUCUGAACCCUGUCAGUACCAUUCUGAUUUUCCAUUCCAGCCCCCAGUGCUCUUUGGUGUCAACUGCAGCCGUUAGUGAGCCCCAUCCCUGAGGUCCCCAGUGAAUCAGUGAUGGGGACUGGCCCUCACAAACAGCCUGACAUGUGCCACUGCCUCCGUCCCCCUCUGCUCCCAGCUGGGAACAGUGGCUGGGGCAGUGUCACCAGUCCUGCUCGUACCUAGGUCUUUCUGCUUUUUUUGACAAAAUUUGUCUGCGGUAGUUGGAGCUGGCUGCUCUUGUCUCCCCUCAUGCCUCUGGUGCUGUCCUCAGCUGCUGGGCUUGAAGAAGCAAACCUGGCCUUGGUGCACAGGGAGCACAUGUGCAAGUGGCUCCUUGUGCCCUGGCUGGUGCCCCCCGGCUAUGCAGCCGUGCUGUGCCCUGGCAGGACGGGAGACCCUCCAGCCACCGGAAUUAGCGGACUGGCAUGAGGUUGGGCAUGACUGUGGGACUUCACCGUGGUGGCCCUGCUCCUGCAACACUGGCACCUCUGUGGGCUCUGCCUCCUGUGCCUGCAGCUCUGCUCCCAGCACAGCCAGGGAGAUGGCAGAGCAGACCUGGAGCGCACCAGUGCCGGCCGGCACGGGACACAAGGGAGGCAGAUCAGCUGUGCCAUAUCCCAUGCUCCCACGUGGCAGCAGCCCCAACAGCCUGCCCUGCCCCACACAGGGGCCUCCUUUCUCGGGGGUUGUUUUUCUUCCUACCCCAUCCUCCCAGCAUGCCAGUAGCCACAAGGGCAGGACAUGCCGCCUAUCUGAUAGGAGCAGUCUCUCUUGGCACUGCGGCCGGCGGCAGAGGGACUGUGGCAUUGUGGUUUCAGGCACAGGGAAGUGCUGGUGAUGGGGCGGGGGGAGCCCCCAGCCAGGCUUCCUGAGCAGCACAGCCACCACUUCCCAGAUAAAGGUAUCGCCCAGAGGAGCCGCAGCAGCUCCCAGGACACUGGGAAGGGCCCAGUGCGGCACGCGUGGCUCCGGCACACAGGUUGCAGGAUGGCAGCCUGCCUGUGCCAGGGCUGGCAGCUUUCACUGCUCCCUGCCAUCCUGCUCAGCCUCUGCAACCCACCGUCAGCACCUGAGCCAGUGACAUCCCAAGAUGCUGCACUGCUAGCAGGCGUGUCCGAGGACAUCCUCUGCUUCUCCCGCUCCUUCGAGGACCUUACCUGCUUCUGGGACGAGGAGGAGACGACAACUGGGAUGUGCCACUUCUACUACUGGUACAGCAGCUUGGCCCACGCAGGAGA